AUGAGUUUUGGGAAUUUGGCCGAAGCUAAAAGAAUUGUGGGGUAUUAUGCAAUUGCUAAUGGGAAGGGCCUUAAGGUUAAGAAGAGUGAUACUGGUAGAGUUAGAUAUAUAUGUGCUGUUGGUUGUCCCUUUGAGUUAUUGAUAUCUCAGGAUAAUAGAGAUCAAGGAUUUAAAAUCAAAACUUUGAAAACAAAGCAUACUUGUGAACCCGCAUACAAGAAUCCAAGAGCUACUCCCCAAGCUUUAGCACACUAUUUCAAGAACAAAGUCCAAAAUAAUCCUAAAUACAAGAGAAAUUGGAGGUUAGAGGCCUAUGCUCAAGAAUUGAGGGACAGUAACCCUGGUUCUGAUGUGGUGAUAAACAUUUCUAAAGAUGCUUUGGCAGAAGGAAAAAGGAGGUUCCUUAGGAUGUAUAUUUUCUUUCAAGCUUUGAAAAUAGGCUGGAAAGCAGGUUUGAGACCUCUUAUAGGCUUAGAUGGCACAUUUCUAAAAGGGAAAUGUAAGGGAAUUCUACUGGUGGCCAUGGCACAAGAUUCAGUGAAGCAUUUUUAUCCUCUUGCAUGGGUAGUAGUGGAUAAAGAAACUGGUAGAACCUGGAAGUGGUUUAUGGAGUUAUUGAGAAAUUCUUUGGAGCUUGAAGAUGGUGAAAAAGUGACAUUUAUGUCGGAUAUGCAGAAGGGGUUGUUGGAGGUUGUUUCCACUGUCCUUCCAAAAGCAAAUCACAGGUGGUGUGCUAGGCACAUUGAAGCUAAUUGGAGCAAAAAUUGGAGAGGUAUAGAGAUGAAAAAGUUAAUGUGGUGGUGUGCUUGGAGUACCUAUGAAGAAGAAUUCAAAGAUCAAUUGAAGACUUUGGGUGACAUUCAUGAAGAUGCUGCUAGGGAACUAUUACACUAUCCUCCUCAAAACUGGUGUAGGGCUUACUUUGACACCACAUGCAAGAACCAGAUGGUUGACAAUAACUUUACCGAAUCAUUCAACAAAUGAAUUCUUGAAGCAAGAACUAAACCUAUAAUCAAGAUGUUGGAAGACAUUAGAUUAAAGGUAAUGAAUUUGUUGAAGAACCGUGAGGAGGAAUGCAAGAAUUGGAGGGAAGAAAUUAGCCCAUAUGCUAUAGAGCUUUACCAUGAUUACAGAUUGAUUGCAUUAGAGUGUAAAGUUGUUUUUAAUGGAGAUUAUGGAUAUGAAGUGGUUGAGGGUAGAGAUAAGCACACAGUGAACCUAGAAUUGAAGAAGUGUACUUGCAGGGCAUGGAAUUUGAUAGGAAUACCAUGUCCUCAUGCUAUCAAAGCUUUAAUGCACGACAAACAAGAUCCAUUAAAUGAGGUGCAUUGGUGAUAUUCAAAGGAAGCUUAUAUGUUGGCAUACAUGCAUAAGUUACAGCCAGUGAGAUGUGAGAAAUUUUGGAAAGUUGAGCCACAACAUGCAAUGGGGCCACCAGAAAUACAUAAAAUGGUGGGUAGACCAAAGGUAAAGAGAAAAAGGGAAAAAGAUGAAGCUUGGAAAAGGGAGGGGGUCUGGUCAGCUUCAAGAAAAGGACUUGUAAUGACAUGUGGGUUCUGUGGUACAACAGGCCACAACAGAAGAAAAUGACCUUUGGUAAUAGUCUUUUUCACAUAUUUUCUUAUCUAACAAAAAAUUUUAAUUUAUAAACACAAUUAAUUUAACAACUGUUGCAGGCUAAAAAGGACAAGCAUUAGAGUAGUUUGUGUAGAUCAAUUAUUUUUGGUUAAUCCGACUGCUAUGUACUGAUUGAUUCAGACCUUGUUUUUUAUUGUUUAAGUGGUGAAUUAGAGCAGUUGUGUAAUGACUAUUUUGGUUAUUGUACUGUUUUGGUUAAUCUGA
Nicotiana attenuata is the source of this 1842-nucleotide messenger RNA. RefSeq lists its product as uncharacterized. The coding region runs from base 1 to 984 and encodes 327 amino acids. The record is from RefSeq and is a predicted model, not a curated record. The transcript has 4 exons. Gene Ontology annotation, biological process: DNA transposition. Lineage: Eukaryota; Viridiplantae; Streptophyta; Magnoliopsida; Solanales; Solanaceae. Gene Ontology annotation, molecular function: transposase activity; DNA binding.